AUGGUCAUGACUUUCCCUAUCCCCUUCUACCGGCAGCCACAAUUGUCGAUUGACACAGCCGGCCACAUCCAGCAGAAGUACUUUGAAGAGGACGAGCGGAUACUUGACGAUUCUGUCCUCGACCAGAGCGCUAUUGACUCGGGGCUGGAAAUGUCACCGCCAAUGCACUUUGAUGGUCUCCAGACGGACUUUGAGGCGGCUACCGCUACCAUGUUCCAGCGCACCCCGAUGCCACUGCAGUCGUCGCCCUUUGGCAACGCUGCCGGUCCCAUGAGCGGCAUGUACUCGUCUGCGCGCGGCCCUGCUCUCGGAUCGACGGCCAUGGCAACAUCGUCUUCGAUGCAAGGCAGUGGCAGCACCAUUGUCAACGCCAGCGGAAGCGGCGUCGGCGCUACCAUGUCUCGGAAGAUGUUGCACAGUCCGACAAUCCGGACCCACCCGGAGCUGCGCCGUGGCGAUGGCAUCCGCAAGAAGAACGCUCGCUUUGAAAUCCCGGCCGAGCGCAAUCUCAACAACAUUGACCUGCUUAUCUCCCAGACGACCGAUGAACAGGAGAUCAAGGAGCUCAAGCAGCAGAAGCGUCUUCUUCGCAAUCGUCAGGCAGCUCUUGACUCGAGACAGCGCAAGAAGCAGCACACCGAGCGACUUGAAGAUGAAAAGAAGCAUUACACUGCUGUCAUCAACGACAUGGAGCAGGCCAUGGAGCGCCUCAAGCUCCAGGUUCACGAUCUCCUGGAAGAGAAGGAGCAGUACGCGGAUUACUUGAAGACCCUUGAUCUCGACAAGGAGGACAUGGUUCGCCGUCACACCAUUGAGACUGGCGAGCUUCGCAAGAAGAUCAGCAUCCUGUCCAACCACGUGCAGACGCUGGAGAAUGCGGCUGUCACCAUGCCCAACGGCCAGGUCGCCUACGCCGACGGCACGAACGCCGGAGUUGGUGUCGGUGCAUAUGGCGAGAUGGAGGGCCUCAGCAUGGGCGGCACCUGGGAACACGUCACCCUGUUCUCUGACAUGGCCGGUGCGGAGCAGCAGCAGCAGCAGCAGCAGCAGCAGCCUCCUGCCGAGAUUAAGCAAGAGAUGCAGCAGCUCCUGCCCGCAUCGCGCAAGGCAGCCAACAACGCCAUGGACGCUGCCGGCGUCGCCACUGGUUCAGUGGGCUCGGAGCGGCCUGCCAAUCAGGGCGGCCUGCUCUUCAUGCUCUUCCUUGUCGGCGCCUUUGUCAUGUCGAGCCGCCAGGCGCCCAGCAUCCCACGCGUGUCGGAAGACGUCCGCGUGGCGUCUGCUGCACUCCUGGAGAACGUGCUCAAGGACGCAGGCGUGCCUUCGAGCACCUCGUUUUCUGCCGCGGGCCUGACGGAUGCUACCGCUCUGUCGAUGCCCUCGCAGUCCGCCUCUGCUGUCACGUCUUCGUGGGUGGCGCAAGCAGAUGUCGCAUCCAACGGCGUCGUGGAGCCGUCGAUGCUUGGCCAGCUCUCUGACCAGCUGAUCCAGCCGACUGAGCAGCAGACUGCCGAACACAUGUUCUCGAUGUCUGCCGCGCAGUAUAGCAGCGUGGUGCAACACUACGAGCACCCGCAGCUUGAUCGGUCUGUUGCUGCCGGAGGAAGCGGUGCCCCGAGCCGGGGACGCCGCAAUCUGGCCGAGGCUCUGGCUUCGAUGCGCGUGAACAGCAAGGCAGAGGUGGUGACACGAUCGCUGCUUUGGGACCAGAUCCCGAGCGAUGUCGUUCAUGCCUUUGCCAAGAUGUUUGCCGACUCACAAGGCCAGCAGUAG
Molecule: messenger RNA, 1773 nt
Organism: Grosmannia clavigera kw1407
Lineage: Eukaryota; Fungi; Ascomycota; Sordariomycetes; Ophiostomatales; Ophiostomataceae
Product: bzip transcription factor
Exons: 3
Coding region: 1-1773 (590 amino acids)
Biological process (GO): regulation of DNA-templated transcription
Molecular function (GO): DNA-binding transcription factor activity
Source: RefSeq, a predicted model, not a curated record